Molecule: messenger RNA, 1029 nt
Organism: Exophiala spinifera
Lineage: Eukaryota; Fungi; Ascomycota; Eurotiomycetes; Chaetothyriales; Herpotrichiellaceae
Exons: 2
Coding region: 1-1029 (342 amino acids)
Source: RefSeq, a predicted model, not a curated record
AUGGGAGAGGAGGCGAUACUUCCAAGCGCCGGACACGACGUGCCUGUGACCGUUGCAGGAUCAAGAAGGCGAAGUGCGAUGGAGGAUCGAGAUGCAAGACUUGCAAAGCGAACGAUUCUCCUUGCACCUACACCGCUCGAAGGGGACGCGAUGCUAGAAGUUAGUGAGUUGAUGCACGAUGUUGGUCCUUCUGAGCUACCACCACUGACCCCAGGCUUCAACUACAGUUACUGCCGCAUGCGGGAUGUUUACGAUGAAGCAGUUCAGCGAUUAUACUGGGCUUGCCGACGUCGCCGUGAUUUUCCAGGCGACGUCCCCGAUGAAUCCAUGGGGGCAGUCACCACAGAUGCCAUCCUUCAUGGUCUGGGCUUGAUUGGACCGGGCCAUGAAGAUCCCACUGUACCAAUGGCUGCCGGAGAGACUCGCAAGGACGCCGAUUCCUCGGCUGAGGAGAUUGGUCCUGACCAGGACCACCACCAGCUUUUGACAAGGCUUUCCACCGCAGAGGGCUCUACACCGAACGAUCAGGGCGACUUGUCACCAACGACUACGCGAUCCUCAUUCUCCUCGUCCUCACGAUCGUACGAUGGCUCUGCGAUGAGCUCAGUGCCUUCGCUCACCCAGGUGACGACGACAGCGACAACGGCCGACAUGGGCUUUGACAUGAAUGUAGAUGCUCCGCCGCAGGGUAUACACUAUUCCUCGUCCGCUUCGUCCCGGUCAACAAAUCUUGACAGCAUGACGGCGACGCCGACAAUGACCAAUAAUCAUACUUGCUACGGAGUCGACGUCGAAUCUUAUCUGAACGUCGAUGCGUUUCUAGACGCAAACUUCUGCGGCAUGCCCGACUCUGAUGCAUCUGUCUCAAUGGGCAUUUUUAACGACGCAAUGACCUUCAAGAGCCACCAUGGUGGUCAUGUCAACGGGUCGUUAUUUCCUGGACAGCAAACGUUUUCCCCUACGAAAGGUGAUGGCUAUCUUUCACCAUGGCCUGGUUCGUUGGCUGCCGUCUAUUCCUCGGCUCCCUAG